CCGCGAUUUUGAUAACCUAAAUUUGGCAUGAAAUUCAAAAAUAUAGGCGUAUACUUUCGGUUGACCGCAGUCAAUAUGUUUUAUUAAUUGGUACGUAAAAAAUACUCAUGCGGCCCAUAAUAAUACUUCUUGUGCAUCUUUGUGGCGUUUUUGGUGCCGGGGAACUUGCCAAACAAAAAUGUAUGGAAUAUUCGAAAGCUGUUUAUGCUCAACAGAAUAGCCCUCUACUUUUACCUGGCAGCCGAAAGGAUACUGUUUCUGAAUGUGGUAUUGUUGAAGUUCCCUUAAUAGUGGGUGGAACUAAAGCUACCAAAAACGAAUUUCCUCAUAUGGCUGUUAUUGGAUUUGGUAAUACUAACUCACCUCCAUUCACCUGGUUAUGUGGAGGAGCUUUAAUAAGCGAAAGGUUUGUCCUUACAGCGGCCCAUUGUUUAGAUACAGACAAGUAAGUAUUUUUUUUACUUUUUGAAACUA
Molecule: messenger RNA, 474 nt
Organism: Photinus pyralis (common eastern firefly)
Lineage: Eukaryota; Metazoa; Arthropoda; Insecta; Coleoptera; Lampyridae
Product: serine protease snake-like
Exons: 3
Coding region: 108-449 (113 amino acids)
Biological process (GO): proteolysis
Molecular function (GO): serine-type endopeptidase activity
Source: RefSeq, a predicted model, not a curated record